Molecule: messenger RNA, 1246 nt
Organism: Centruroides sculpturatus (bark scorpion)
Lineage: Eukaryota; Metazoa; Arthropoda; Arachnida; Scorpiones; Buthidae
Product: armadillo repeat-containing protein 1-like
Exons: 10
Coding region: 218-1102 (294 amino acids)
Molecular function (GO): metal ion binding
Source: RefSeq, a predicted model, not a curated record
GUUGAUUUCUUCGUGAGUUAUGGCGAUUAUUUAGCAAAGUGAGCGUCGAAUUUUGUAAUUUAAAUUUUUAUUUCAAUUUUAACAGCAACACUUUCAUUCCAAAGUUGGCUUAGCGAAUGAGACGUUUUGUUAGAAGUUACUUUCGGCUACUUGAAGCAUCUUCCACUCAGCCAAUGGGCGAGUUCAAUAGAAAAAGUGGCUAAUUUAUAUUAUUACAAUGGCCAAUGAUCUGAGUGCGGAAACACUUGCUGUUGUGCAAAAGUAUAAGAAAUUGUCUGCAAAUCCACAGAAUCAUGAAAGUUUAUGCCAGGAUAAAACUUGUCUUCAAUUUUUAGUUUAUGUAUUGCAUGAUGAAAGUGAAAUAGUUGUAUCUGAAGCACUAGAAACUUUGAUUACUUUGUGUGAAAAAUUUGAGAACAGAAAAAAGUUAAUUCAAAUUUGUGGAGUUUCACAAUCUCUUAAUUAUCUUGAAAAGAAAAUUGAUAUAUCUGAUAAUUUGAAGAAAUUAAUCAAAAAGUUGCAUCAGUUGAUUAUUGCAGAACAAAGCUCUUUGGAUGGGAAAAAGUUUACAAAUAGAGAAAGUAAACAUUCAAUUAAAGAAAUAACAAACAACUUCAAUGUUUUGCAAGAAACAAAAUCAAAAAAAAUAGCUCCAAGAUCAUUUUUCUUGGAUGGUAUAAACUCUAAGGCAAAGACACUUACUUUCCAAAUUGAAGGCUUAUUAACCCAGGAUUAUUAUAAGAAAUGUGAAGAACAUUUAGUUAAAGUGAAAGGAGUAAUUAGUCUCACUUUUAAUCGUGCAAAACAGAGAUGUAUUCUUAGAACAAAAAUUGACUUAAAACCAGAGGUUAUAGUACAGGCAAUUUUCAAGACACCUGUAGAAAAUAUAUAUCAAGUUGUAAAAAAUGAAAAUGGAGAUGAAAGUUUUAUAUUAUUUGGAAAUGCAGAAAAAGAAAAUCAAGUAGAACUACCAGAUUAUUUGCCAAAAGAGGACAGUCCUGUGAAAGAUGCAUCUAUUGCAAAAAACCAAAAGAAAGAAAGGGAAGAAUCAUCUUGGCUGGGUUCUGCAUGUGACUUUUUAAUUUGUUCCUUUUAUUGGUAAAGACAGAAAUUUCCAAUACAUUUAGUCACAUAAAUAUUUUAAUUGAUUGACACACAAAACAGUUUUUUCCAAUAACCAAAAAGUGAUAGUAAAACAAAAAAUGUAAAUAAAUGUUUUGUUUCAUGAACAAAAAAUAAAUGUACU